AUGCAGCGAGAACGGGCGGAAAGGAGCCCCAAGAGGCUCCGGGCUGACGAUGCGUGCUCCGCAUCGCUGCCUCCUGUCGAUGUGGCACAGCAGCAGCAACAGCAGCAGCAACAACAGCAGCAGCACGGAGCUGUCUCCAGUAGCCUUCCUGCUGCUCCUGCUGUGCAGGGGGAGCUGGCUUCUGGGGCCCUCUCUUCAGUGCUGUCGCUGCAUGCAAGAUUUCAUUGCGACGUUUGUCGGGCUGACAUCAGCGGGACUUUCCGCAUUCGUUGCGCGGAGUGCAAGGACUUUGACUUGUGCGUGUCUUGCUUCUGCAGUGGCCGCACAAGCAGCAGCGGCAGCAGCAACAGCAAGCAGCAGCAGCACAAGAACUCGCACUCAUACAUCCCUGUGGGGCGCAAUCGUUUCCCUGUCUUUAGCUUGGAUUGGACAGCAGAAGAAGAAAUGCUCCUUGUAGAAGGCAUCAGCAAGCACGGCUUCGGCAACUGGGUCGAGGUGGCGGAGUUCGUUUCGCUUGCGUCUCUGGAGCCGAAGACAGCAGACCAGUGCGAGCGCCACUAUUUGUCCUAUUAUUUGGACUCUCCAACUUCUCCUCUUCCUGAUUUGUCAGCUCUUAUUCAAAACAAAGAAGGCGGGGCUUUAACCCCAGAAGAGGCGAAGGCCUUGCGGGAUGCACAGCAGCAAACCAAGACAGAGCCUGAGCCCGCUGGCGGCACGACAAGCCCCACGCCUUUGGCGCGAAAGAGCCCCAAACCUUCGCACUCCAUCGUUGGCUACUGGCCGUUGCGAGGGGACUUUGAUGUCGAAUUUGAUAAUGACGCAGAACUUAUAUUGGCAGAUAUGGAAUUCAAGGAUGGCGAGGCGGUGCAGGAGCGACAGCUAAAGCUGCAGAUCAUCGAAAUUUAUAACUCGAAGCUCGAUGAACGCAUCUACAGGAAGAACACGAUCAUCAGCAGACCCUUGGCGCGGUUUCAGUCCGACGAGCAGCAGGAGCGCCUUGUGCAGCUGCUGAUUGAAGAGCGCCGCAUUCGGCAUCGCCUGGCCCUUCUGCAUGAGUGGUGCAGCUUAGGUCUCAAGACAGCGAAAGACGUGGAGGCUUAUGAAGAAGAAAAGGCCUGGAGGGAACAGCUGCGAACGCGUUCCCCGGACUUGUGUCUUUCGACAGCUCCGCCUGGUACCAUUCAUGCCGCCGCCGCAGCAGCAGCAGCAACAGCAGCAGCAACAGCAACAGGCACCUCCACCAAGUCCCAGCUCGCUAGCGCUGCCAAAGGCAGAUCGGGCCAGAGGGGAGGCUCCAUCUCUGCUGCUGCAGCGGCUACCCCAGGUCCAGGGGGUUCCCAGGGGGUGGCCCCUGCAACACCCAUUAAAAACUUCCCUGGCGCUAAACUCCUCAAGCCAGAGGUGGGUGUCGCAGAGAAGUACAAGGUUACCUGCACGCAUGCAUGCGUGCAUGCUGCGGAGUUCUUGUAUUUCUGCUUUUGCCAAAUUGAGAGUUUGCUCGCUGGUGUGCCAUCUCAGGAACUGGCAUUCUGCGAAGGGGCGCAGUUGCCUCCCAUUUUUUAUUUGUUGGCCAAACGCAUGUUGGUGCACGAGCUGUCUGUACACCGUAAACUUGAUGGCAGCACCCUAGACAAGCCAGUCGAACUCUUGGUGCAUCGAGUGGGCCAACUGUACGACUUCCACUUAAACAUGUGGCAGUUUGCCUCCUCUCCCCAGGGUCUGGGGGUACACCCCGAGGCACCGAAGGCGCUGACUGGGGCUCCCCUUUCUGAGGGAGUGCAGCAGACUGUCGCUACCGAACCAGAAGGGGGGAAAUUGUCAUUGCCCCAGUUUGUACAGCCUGGGGUGUAUCGACAGCUCGGCGGACCCACGGAUGAGAAGCUGCACGUUGCAGCUGCUCCUGCUGCUACUUCUGUUCCCCCGACAGUGGUGGCUGCUGGUGAGCAGCAGCAAUAG
Messenger RNA from Eimeria maxima, 1956 nucleotides. RefSeq names its product transcriptional co-activator ADA2-A, putative. Gene Ontology annotation, biological process: regulation of transcription by RNA polymerase II; chromatin remodeling. The record is from RefSeq and is a predicted model, not a curated record. Gene Ontology annotation, molecular function: transcription coactivator activity; zinc ion binding; chromatin binding. NCBI's taxonomy places the organism in Eukaryota, Apicomplexa, Conoidasida, Eucoccidiorida, Eimeriidae. Bases 1 to 1956 code for a protein of 651 amino acids. Gene Ontology annotation, cellular component: nucleus. The transcript has 9 exons.